Molecule: messenger RNA, 5148 nt
Organism: Xiphophorus maculatus (southern platyfish)
Lineage: Eukaryota; Metazoa; Chordata; Actinopteri; Cyprinodontiformes; Poeciliidae
Gene: fubp1
Product: far upstream element binding protein 1
Exons: 20
Coding region: 47-2107 (686 amino acids)
Biological process (GO): regulation of DNA-templated transcription
Cellular component (GO): cytoplasm; nucleus
Molecular function (GO): mRNA binding
Source: RefSeq, a predicted model, not a curated record
UGAGGCCCUCCAUCUUGUGGCGCGGCAGAGGAGAACAGCAGCAGUGAUGGCAGACUACAGCAGCGUGGCUCCACCGUCCUCUAACGCUGGUGGGGGGAUGAACGAUGCUUUUAAAGACGCUUUACAGCGAGCGAGACAGAUCGCAGCCAAGAUCGGCGGAGAUGGCGUUGUGGCUCCACCAACGAACGAGUUUGGCUACGGAGGCCAGAAAAGGCCCCUGGAGGACGCUGGUGGGUAUUUUCCCAUGCCUAACCUGAAUAUCGAACAACCAGAAACAAAGAAAGUAGCUACAAAUGACGCCUUCUCAGCCAUGGGAGGGAUGGGCGGCCCUCCAAGAUCAACAUCAGAAGAAUUCAAGGUUCCAGAUGGAAUGGUUGGAUUUAUUAUUGGAAGAGGAGGUGAACAAAUAUCCCGCAUCCAGCAGGAAUCUGGGUGUAAAAUACAGAUUGCUCCUGACAGCGGAGGGAUGCCUGACAGGUCGGUGACAUUAACGGGGGCACCAGAAUCAAUCCAGGCCGCAAAGAGACUUCUUACUGAGAUCGUGGAGAAGGGACGUCCGGCUCCUGCUUUCCACCACAACGACGGUCCGGGAAUGACGGUCCAGGAAAUUAUGGUGCCUGCUUCCAAAGCUGGCCUCGUCAUUGGGAAGGGAGGAGAGACCAUCAAAAGCCUUCAGGAACGAGCCGGUGUGAAGAUGGUCAUGAUCCAAGACGGACCUCAGAACACGGGUGCAGACAAGCCACUCCGCAUUUCCGGAGACCCAUUUAAAGUCCAGCAAGCCAAAGAGAUGGUGAUGGAGCUGAUCAGAGAGCAGGGCUUCAGGGAGCAGCGGGGCGAGUACGGGUCCAGGGUCGGAGGAGGAGACAGCUUAGAUGUUCCAGUCCCGCGGUUUGCAGUUGGGAUUGUCAUCGGCAGAAAUGGAGAGAUGAUAAAGAAAAUACAGAACGACACAGGAGUCAGAAUUCAGUUCAAACCAGAUGAUGGCACCACGCCUGACAGGAUAGCACAGAUCAUGGGCCCUCCGGACCAGGCCCAGCAUGCAGCAGAGAUCAUCUCGGACCUGCUGAGGAGCGUCCAGGCUGGAGGCCCUCCGGGGCACGGAGGGGGCAGGGGACGUGGUCGUGGGCAGGGCAACUGGAACAUGGGGCCCCCUGGUGGCCUGCAGGAGUUCUCCUUUACAGUACCAACCAUGAAGACCGGGCUGAUCAUUGGAAAAGGGGGCGAGACGAUCAAAGGCAUCAGCCAGCAGUCGGGAGCCAGGAUUGAGCUGCAGAGGAACCCUCCACCCAACGCCGACCCCAACAUAAAGAUGUUCACCGUCAGAGGAAACCCUCAGCAGAUCGACUAUGCCAGGCAGCUGGUGGAGGAGAAGAUUGGGGGUCCAGUCACUCCGAUGGGAGGCCCACAUGGUCCCCCAGGUCCACAUGGUGGACCAGGUCCGCAUGGUCCUCCGGGACCACCAGGACCCCCAGGCGCUCCAAUGGGACCUUACAACCCUGGACCUUACAACCAAGGCCCUCCAGGACCACAUGGCCCUCCUGCUCCUUAUCAGCCUCAAGGAUGGGGGAACGGUUAUCCUCACUGGCAGCAGGGCCAGCCGGAUCCAAAUCUGCCUUGCACUGCAUUGAUAGAUCAAGUAAGGAGGGCUGAACCUUUGUGUGACGAUAAAGCAGCAGCUGAUGCCAACGCAGCAGCGUGGGCAGCGUACUACGCUCAGUACGGCCAGCAGCCCCAGGCCUCCAUGACUCCAACCAGCGGGGCUCCAGGCACGGCUCAACCCAACGGUCAAGGUGACCCACAGGCUGCAGGUCAGAGUGGACAGACAGAUUACACCAAGGCCUGGGAGGAAUAUUACAAGAAAAUGGGUCAACAGAAUCAGCCACCUCAGGACUACACAAAAGCCUGGGAGGAGUAUUACAAGAAACAAGGUCAAGCUGCACCGCAGGCCGCUCCAGCGGCGGCACCGGCGGCCGCUCAGCCUGGAGGCCAGCCGGACUACAGCGCUGCCUGGGCUGAAUACUACCGUCAGCAGGCUGCCUACUACGGCACUGGAAACCCUCAGGCGAUGGGUGCAGCGCCACAAGCCCCUCAGGUACACCGCGAAUAAGAAUCUGCUCUCUAUGUUCACUGCAGCACUUCUCAUUUGUACCUUAACUCCCCCCAGACUCCUUCCUCAGGUUUUUACAGGGCUCCAGUGAACGCAGCAGCAAAAAAAACAGCCUAACCUCACUUUUUCUCUUUCCUCCCUACGCAGGUUUUUUAAUCUUUUUAUUUUGGGAAGCUGAGUCCACUGUUUCUGCUGUUAACAUGCAAUGUAUCUUCUAUGUAUUUCUUCUGCACAGGGCCAGUAAUGUGAAGUGGACAUAAAGUAAAUGCUACAUUGUCGAAACAAAAUCCUUUGUUAAAUGUUUGGAUGCAGACGCCUUGAUGAAGAUCUUAAAUUUCCUUGGUUUGAAAGUGUUUCACAUAGAUGGCAGAUUACCCGGCGAACACGUCCUCUUGGUUAUUUUCUUGUUUUUGUUUUUUUUUUGUUAGCUUUUUUUUUUUUUCUCUGUUUUUCUUGUAAAUGCUAUGUUUUUAGUAAAGGUAAUUAUACAUACAGUCAUUCCAGCCCUGUAUCUACAUUAAAUGUGGUUAGAACUGAUGUUUAUUAAACUGUAGACAUUACCAUGUAAAUCAUCUCAGUUUUAAGAAAAAAGAAAAAGAAAAAAAUGCUAUUGCCUGUUGUGUUUUUGCAAUAAAACAAACUGAAACCUCCUGUGUUGGUAAGUUGGGGUGGUUCAAAACAAACAUACAUUAAAAAAAAGGGUUUAAAUGAUAUUCUUUGUUUUGUAUUACCUGUUUGAAACGUAGGCAAUGUGUGGGUUUGUCCUAUAAAAAUCGACUUUGAAGUUGUGCUGUCCUGUCUCUCUCCAACUUGUCUAUAAGGCUGAGAAACGCGAUCCUGAAUGAUUCAUUUGCUGAUUAGAAAUUGUUUCUUUUUUAAUUUUUAAACAUUGAAAUUAAUUGCUGACUGUAGCUGUAGAUGCUCUUGAAUUGACAGGUAUGUGUGGUGUCGCUGUUGAGCUAGUUGUUGUUGUUAUGCACUACUGUUCUGCCCCUGAUAGCCACUUCCUCUUCCACAGGAAAGUUUAGAAAAAAACAAAAUAAUGUGGUAAGCAGGUAAUCUGAACACGUCCCUCAGAAAAUGUGGUCUCAAGAAAUGUUAUAUAUUUUUAGUGUCAUUUUUACUUUUCCUUUUUCCAGGACAGUCAGGUAAAUUUGCCACUGUAACAAAAAUGUGUUGAAGCUUCUUUUUUUUUUUUUUUUGUCUUGCCCAAUCCCAAUUUUGUAUUUUUAACUUUCAAUGAAGUUUAUAUAUUAUAUAAAAACAUUGCAAAGUGUUUAUCCAAUAUAAAAGCAUAGAUGUUGUAGGGUGGCUAAGCAGCAGCUCCAUCCAUCAGUUGAGCCCUCCUGUAAUGUAAGUACAAAACUAAGAAAUGCACUUUUUAUGCUUUCUAAACUGCUAAAAAUGUAGAUUUUGUGAGAAAUUACCCCACUGUCCCUCUUUUUUUAUCUGGGUAAGUAUAAAAUGUUCUGAAAAGAGGCAAAAAGUUAAGUUUGAUUCUUGUACCACAUGUUUCUGAGACUUGUGACUUGCAUAAUUUAGAUUUGUAGAACUGAAAGUAUGACUUGUUUAGAAUGUGUAGUGAUGGAUUUUCUGAUACGAGGGUAGAAGUCUGGGUUUUGCGUUCUUUACAUCUGACCUGUUGAGUGCUUUUGUUAGCUCAUAUUUAUUAUUUAACCAAAAAGAAAUGCUGUUCAAUGCCAGUACUUGUAUAGAAAGUGCAUAGCAUGUCCCAUUUAAGCAUGUGGAUGCUAGUUGUGGACGGAUCAGUCCUGCCAGGCUGUUGAACUGAAGUCAGAACAAUAUUUGACUGCAUUGUUCACUGAUGGCAAACAGUGCAAUAUACAUAUAUAUAUCUGAUCUUUGCAGUGUCAUUCCAGACCUUGCACCUUAGGUUCUGCCGCAUUAACACAGGUAAGCGAAACCUAAGGGAACAAGUGUAUUUUUGUCCUCUGAAAAUGACGUGUACUCAUGCAAAGAAAUGCUUACCUGUGGUGUUAACAUGCCUCAAUGCGUUUAUACUUAGUUGUAAAGAAAUGUGCCUAAUAUUUACACCUGAGCGGUCCAUUUUUUAUUUUUUAGCCCUUUUGAUUCAUGAACUGCAUGAUGAGUUAUCACUUGUUUUGAUGGUUGCCUUCCAAAAAAAUAAGAAAUGUUUGUCAAUAUGUGCUCCAUAUUUUCCUUCUGGUAAGUCUACUGUUUCUCACAGAUACUUUUAGGUUGACACUGGGUUUUAAUGAAAUGCAUGCUACGCUGUUGCCAGAAGUUAGCAAUGUGCUCAAAUGUCAGGUGGAAUAAUCGGUGAAAUGCAUUUUUAUUAUUAUUUAUUUGUUCUCUGAAUUAUUUUCUGUCGUGGUGUAAAUCUGCCCUAAAGUGCAGUGCAAACCUUCUAUUGAAACGUUGCUGCCUUCACUUCUUGCUCACAGUGUUGGAGGAUGCUGCAGGCUUUAGGUCGUAAAAUCAGGCCGUGUCGUAGUUUGUCUUCCCCCCCCUACCCCAAAAGGAGGAAUCCUUUGAGUCAGUCCAGCUGCUGAACGUAGACCGUUCAAGAGCUCCAGUGAUAAGGUAAAGCAGCAAACGCAAUGAAAUUUAAAUUCUGUGAUUGCAAAUUGUUGCUCAGAUUGAUUUGAUUUGUUUCUGCCAGCCUGGGUUGACUAACUCAUUCAUGAUGCUAUGGUGUGUUUAGAGGUUGUUUCUGAAUGCCUUUAUUUAUAAAUGUACCUCUUUUUUAAGUUUUAGAAAGUUGGAUGAGAGCAGGAACUGAAACUUUAAAUGACCCAUACAGUGUUUUAGGCAGAAAAGUUGGAGGUUAUCAGUUUUUAUUUGUAGUAAAUAAAUAAAUAAAAAAAAAAAGGUUUUUAAUUGUUUUAGACUGAGAUGCGCUAAAGUGUUUGAACACAGGGGUUGUAGAGGACAAAACAAGAAGCAUGCCUUAGAGGUAAAACAGGUUUUAUGUGCUGUGUAUAUUACAUUACUGGGUUGUCUUUUAAAUUACCUUUAAUAUGUUGCCAUGUUCACCAAUAAAGUUGUUACAAACGGGA